AUGAAUAAUACGGAUCCAACAUCGUUUCAGAGCAUAUUAGCUGGUGUAAAGAGACUGCGAGAGAAGGAAGGUGGUAAUGACGACGCUAAUAAACAGCAAGGUAGAGUUCAGCAACCUAGUGCACCUGUCAAUGAAGCCAAAACUGCCGUUUCUGCCGGGAGUGUGAUCAAUGCUUUUAACCAGAAGACUAUAGCGAGAGAUUAUAAAGGCAAGGAAGAAGGUGAGGCAAAAUUCUACCAAGGUAUCAAACCAGGCAAAACGGUAUUAGUUAAUACCACGCAGAAGGAGAAUCCAUUGCUAAAUCAUCUUAAAAAUAUCAACUGGCGAUACAUUUCGUCCUCAAAGGGUACGAAGAUUUACUAUGAUUACCUUAUAAACAGGCGAUCUGUUCUAUUUCUUACGUUGACUUACCACAAACUAUAUGCCGAUUAUAUUGGAAGGCGUAUACUGCCCUUGCAGAAAAACGGUGAUAAUAUACUGAUAUUUGUAGUGGAUGACACAAAUUCCGAAGAUAUUCUGAAAGAUAUUACCAAGCUGUGCAUGUUCAAUGGAUUCACGCUGCUGCUAGCUUUCAACUUUGAACAAGCCGCCAAAUAUAUCGAAUACAUGAAUAACUAA
Torulaspora delbrueckii is the source of this 618-nucleotide messenger RNA. It is a transcript of the gene RAD10, whose product is annotated as DNA repair protein RAD10. The transcript has a single exon. Gene Ontology annotation, cellular component: nucleus; ERCC4-ERCC1 complex; nucleotide-excision repair factor 1 complex. Gene Ontology annotation, biological process: meiotic mismatch repair; nucleotide-excision repair; UV-damage excision repair. Gene Ontology annotation, molecular function: damaged DNA binding; single-stranded DNA binding. The coding region runs from base 1 to 618 and encodes 205 amino acids. The record is from RefSeq and is a predicted model, not a curated record. NCBI's taxonomy places the organism in Eukaryota, Fungi, Ascomycota, Saccharomycetes, Saccharomycetales, Saccharomycetaceae.